CACACAUCGACAUCCAUCACGCCCAGCGAUACCAACGACUCCAUCUCACCCAACAACACAACCACAUCUCAAAACCAACCCAAACCAACCAAAUCCAUCAAAAUGACUGGAGGCAAGUCCGGAGGCAAGGCCAGCGGUGCCAAGUCCAACGCGCAAUCCCGUUCAUCCAAGGCCGGUCUCGCAUUCCCUGUCGGUCGUGUCCACCGUCUCCUGCGAAAGGGCAACUACGCUCAGCGUGUCGGUGCUGGUGCCCCAGUCUACCUCGCCGCUGUGCUCGAGUACCUGGCUGCCGAAAUCCUCGAAUUGGCUGGUAACGCUGCUCGUGACAACAAGAAGACACGUAUUAUCCCACGUCAUCUUCAGUUGGCCAUCCGCAACGACGAGGAGUUGAACAAGCUGCUCGGCCACGUUACCAUUGCCCAGGGCGGUGUCCUUCCAAACAUCCACCAGAACCUCCUGCCAAAGAAGACCACCGGUGCCAAGCCUGGCAAGGGCGGCGCAUCUCAAGAGUUGUAGAUGCUCUCACUUUUGGUUUAAGAUCACGGCACACGGGUUUAUGGCGCAGAAUGGGGUGUUAUGAUGAUAAUGGGCUCAUCGACGGCGGGCACGAGCUCAGGUUAUGCGUGCUCUGAUUUGAAAUUUUUCUUACUGCAUGGUUCCUGAUCUGAUCCAGGAGCAGAGGCUGUACAUUACGCCCAUGAGAUUAUAGCGAGAAGGCUAUUGGGCAACAGGCUUUACGAUGAUACCAAGCUUGAAUUGAGCAGAAUCUGAUCAGACUUUACAUCGUUGCUGCUG
Molecule: messenger RNA, 795 nt
Organism: Pseudocercospora fijiensis CIRAD86
Lineage: Eukaryota; Fungi; Ascomycota; Dothideomycetes; Mycosphaerellales; Mycosphaerellaceae
Exons: 4
Coding region: 103-516 (137 amino acids)
Cellular component (GO): nucleosome
Molecular function (GO): protein heterodimerization activity; DNA binding; structural constituent of chromatin
Source: RefSeq, a predicted model, not a curated record